This is a messenger RNA of Amphimedon queenslandica, 797 nucleotides long. RefSeq names its product gamma-interferon-inducible lysosomal thiol reductase-like. The record is from RefSeq and is a predicted model, not a curated record. The transcript is spliced from 4 exons. Gene Ontology annotation, molecular function: oxidoreductase activity, acting on a sulfur group of donors, disulfide as acceptor. NCBI's taxonomy places the organism in Eukaryota, Metazoa, Porifera, Demospongiae, Haplosclerida, Niphatidae. Bases 29 to 646 code for a protein of 205 amino acids.
AUUGCUUGUAGUACAACAGAGCAAAAAAAUGGUUAAUCUAAAUCUUUGUCUUCUAACUUUUUCUCUCUCCUUGUGUACAUUCACUGCAUUUGCAGAUGACCUAGUUGCUGUCAACUAUUACGCUGAGUCCCUCUGUCCUGACUGCCUUGCAUUUUCCAAGGGACCAAUGAAUGUUGCCAUUGACAAGGUUGGCUCAAUAUUUACUCUAACAUAUGUUCCUAGUGGUAAUGCUAAGCUUCAGUCUGACGGUACUCUUAAAUGUCAACAUGGUCCUAUGGAGUGUCUUAUUAACAAGGUUGAUGCUUGUCUCCUUCAUUAUUAUCCAGAUAGGAAGGACUUCUGGCCAUUUAUACAUUGCAUGGAUGAGGAAGGACAGGAACAGGAUCUUGAAGUAGGCUCUAAUUGUGCUAAGCAACAAGGAUUAGAUUGGGAUAAGAUCAAGACUUGUACUGAUGGAUCACUAGGUACUCAGUUACAAAUGAUGGCUUAUAAUACUACUGCUAAUCUUGAGCCACCUCAUCGAUACACUCCAUGGGUUACUGUAAAUGGCAAGCAUGAUGCUCAAGCUGAAGGUUUUGCUCUGAUAUCAGUUAUCUGCAAAGCUUACACUGGUCCUAACAAGCCAGAUGCUUGUUCAAGCCUUUAACACAAUACAUGCAUUUACCUUGAAAGUAUUUGCUAGCUGCUAAAACUGUCAAUAUUGUUGUAUCUGCUUGCUGAAUGAAAAAAUAUUAUUAUUGCUAAAUUUUACAUUAAAUUUUUAUUAAAUUCACAAAUACUGUAAUCACAAUUACAAA